Rhipicephalus sanguineus (brown dog tick) is the source of this 5594-nucleotide messenger RNA. Its product is annotated as josephin-1. Lineage: Eukaryota; Metazoa; Arthropoda; Arachnida; Ixodida; Ixodidae. Bases 122 to 838 code for a protein of 238 amino acids. The transcript is spliced from 6 exons. Gene Ontology annotation, molecular function: cysteine-type deubiquitinase activity. Gene Ontology annotation, biological process: protein deubiquitination. The record is from RefSeq and is a predicted model, not a curated record.
UUUUCUGCGAGUCAAUAUGGCGUUUGGUUGUUGUGAGAAAUUAUAGCUGCUCGUCAAUGUUUCUCGGAUUCCAUGCUCAGCAGCAGCAGCAGUGUGGCCCCUGUGCAGGGAGGGUGUCCCCAUGUACCAGUGCCUGAAAUUUGUGGACCGAUUUAUCCGCAAGGACCACAAACCCGGACUGGGCUCGGCGGGCGGCUCAGGUGGAGCAGCAGGCGCGGGGCACGUGUACCACGAGCGGCAGGUGAAGGAGCUGUGCGCCCUGCACGCGCUCAACAACCUGUUCCAGGACGGCCAGGCCUUCACCAAGGGCUCGCUCGACGACAUCUGCCACAGGUUCCUGUCGCCCGACCACCUCGUGAACCCGCACAAGAGCAUGCUAGGCCUGGGAAACUACGAUGUCAACGUCAUCAUGUCCGCCCUACAGCUGCGCGGAUACGAGGCCAUCUGGUUCGACAAGCGAAAGGAUCCGUCGUGCAUUGACCUGAGCAAAAUUGUGGGCUUCAUCCUGAAUGUGCCGAGCGAGAUGAAGUUCGGCUUCCUCCAGUUUCCCCUCAGCCGGAAGCACUGGAUUGCCGUGCGCGAGGUCAACGGCACUUUCUACAACCUCGACUCGAAGCUCGAGGCACCAGCCGUCAUCGGCAAGUCUCAAGAACUGCUUCAGUACCUGCGGGAGCAGAUCAAGUGCAAGGACCGGGAGAUCUUCAUCGUGGUCACGCAGGACAUUGGCAGGGUCAAGGGCUGCUACAUCGAGACGUCCAGGGGGACACCUCCGAGGCAGCCUUCGCAGCAGAGCGUGGCGCCAACGCGCGAACACACGUCGCGGACGAACUUGCGGUAGAAGUGACAUCGCCGACCGAUCGCGGCGGCGGGACCCGUGUGUGCCCAACAGAAAUCGCCUGGACCUGUGAGACAAAUGGAACGCGGGAGAAACGGAAGAGGCACUCGAGACACCUGCUUUCCUUCGGCGUGAUGCCCCCCAAUUCUACGGGACGUGACUACAGCGUGUCGUCGUCUGCUACGUGUGUCUGCUGCCAGAAUCCGGUGUCGUCUGGUAGCAGGGAUCGUGCCACCGCGUGCGCGGUGGCGAACUGUUUAAUUGCCUGCCAGCCGAGACAAAAUAUGCGGGGGACGCACCCCUCAGGAGUGCCCCUCCAGCUUGCCGAAGUGAGCUUCAUCCGGUGUUCUCAUCCCCUCGCCCCCCAAUCCCAAGGAAGGCGACGACUUUCUGCUUUUUACACAUGCAUCAGUGCAAAGCAGCUGUUUCACAAGUCCUACACUUAACGUGCCUGCCCAGUGAAGCUGUCUGUGCUUUUUGCCUUGCUUUUGCUUUCUCUACCGGUGGCACAGCGGCAGUCGAGUAACGUUCCUCGUGGUUUCGAGGAGUCGCCCGCUAACGAACGACGUUAGCAGACAGUGUUUAAUGCUGGCAUUCCCCCAGAGCCACGGCACGCAAAGGCGCCAAUCAAAUGAACAAAAAAGAUCUUUAGCGGUGCCUCUGCAUGCGUUGCAGCAACGAAUCUCUUUUAUCAGUUACCCCUAGCUCGUCUUUCACGGCUAGGAUCGUAGGCAUUGCCGAAGCCGCCUCAUUUUGUCAACCUGCUGCGAGUAACCGGCGCGCACAGAUUCCCAGAGCAUAAUAGCCAUAAGCUGGUACUUUUCGAUUCGUGGAGUGGAGCUCGGUUCGAACAGAUGUUCUCGCACAGACCUUAUUACGCAUGCAUCAGGGAACCCUUUUAACAAUUCAUUGUGUCAUCAACUUUGUGACUCAUUCUUUCUUUUUUAUGUUUUUAACCAGCAUCAUUCACUGCUAGUGCGAGAGAGAUCGAAUCAAUGUUUGAAAACUGCCGUUUUUUGAUGAUUUGAUGUGUUCAGGAGGCUGGCCUUAAUCGCGAUUACAAAGCCCAAAGGGUUUGCAGCAGCUGCCACUCUGUAAGGCAAGUCAUUCGCACGAAGUGUUCCCGUGUCUUAUUACGUCCAUGUUGCAGACAGCAUUCACUUUGCGCUGUUCAGUCAUUCGCGUAAGUCGGUGCAAAACCGAAAUCCAGACUUGUUUCUGUCACCCAAACCGUGACGGGUGUAAAGUCUGGAGGUUAUGAUAAGAACAAAAUAUAUGUAAAUAAUAUAACCGUAAAGAAAUAUUCAGGUUUUUGGAAAUAAGCACCUGUUCUUCUCUUGUACAUACACUUUGGAUCUUGAAAGCUCUAUUAACAAAAGUCAAGUUCUUCGUUAUUAAGCCUUUGCCCUCUUGCAUGUCUGCAAAGCUGCUUUGAGCCAUGCUGGGUACACAAACACUUUCGUUAUGUGAAGCAUUAUUACUCGUAAUGCCGUUACAGGGGAGUAGGAAUGUGUCGUAUAUCGCAGUGCAUUCAUUCACACUAACUGAUGGUAAAGCAGGAAGAAAUAUACACUACAGCAUUUGAGACGUCGUCAUUCAACUAGUGGAACUUGUGGGGCAGUUGUUGGAUGCGGCUGCCACUACGACAAGCCGUACGUACAGUACUCACUGAUUCAAACGCGACAUCAAAGUUUUACGCAUUUGCUUGAGACAACCACAUCAUGUUGCGAUGAAUCUGGUCUCUAAAUAUUGUGUUGGCUCUAAUCUACGCGUUCGAGUCGAAAUUGCGCCGAUGUGACCCAAACUGAAGACGGUGGAAAGGAAAGUAUAUGCGUUAGCCCUAAAUUGUCCCGUUCCAAUCCGCGAGUACUGUACAUCAGUUCACGUGCCGGAUCAUACCGUGCGUGAUUUCAAGCAGCCUUGUGUGCCAUAGUGGUAGCAAAGCCAUGUGGCGAUUGCGUAGGUGUCAGCAGUUGCUGGCAGUCGGUUUUUUUUUUUAAGGUUGUAGUGAGAUGCUGCAUUCUUCGAUACCUCGAAUACUCUUCAAGCUAGCAAAUCGUGACAACCGACCCUUUUUUCUGUCUUGUAGUGUAACCACAGCCGAACACAGGUCCACGUUUAUUUUUUCGAGGCCAUUCUUGAGAUGAUUGCAAAUAUGCUUGCCAUAACAUUAAUAGAAAUAAUCUUAAUUUCCUUUUCCUUUCUCUUAUUUCUUUUUGUACAAUAUCAGUUCCAUCAUAAAAAUUUGCUUUGUGUGUAAUCAUACCGGCACAAUUGGUGCUGCCAUCUGUGAUGAAUGCUUGGAACUGAUGAGGUGCACUGAAAAAGUGUCUGAAAUGUCCAAAACGAUAAUGGUGCAAUCACAGCGUACGAGCUGCGCUAAACAAGAACAUUUGUAUGCAAAAGAGCGCGAAGUCAAACGUCAAUGCCAGAAUAAAUGACGCAUUCCCUGGUUCAAAUACCUUUUUUAUUGCACCUUGUUUUUCUCGACAGUUGGUUUUGGCGCUUUGUCUUUCACUGUGGACUUGGUGCAUAUUAUUAGUGACCAUUUUUGUGCAAAAACAAGGCAUGCGUCUCUGCGCUUGUUUUUAAACUUCAUUUUUGUCAAACGGCUUUAAAUGUAAGUUGCAUGUCAUCCUGAUUAAGUGCUGAAGUGCUCAGUUGCAAUGGUACAGACAAACCUCAGUUAUAGUGAAGAGGGAUGUAACAAAUUGCCAAAUAAGAGUCGUUUGAAAGCAUCAGUCGCAACUUUUGUGUAGCAACUGCUGUGAAUAUGAAGCCUCCCACGAUUGAGUGUAAAAGCUAUAUCUAUGGGGGCAAUGUCUUGCCAAUAGCAUGUGCUUCACUGAAUACGUGCAGCUUGUGAUUACCGCUGGUCUGCCUUGGUUGUGUGCUGCUGUUUGUGUUCAUUGUGUCCUGCCAUUAUUUAUUUCGUCCGAGGUUAUAGACUGGAUUGAGUGCUUCUAGCAAUGUCGCAUCUACCCUACUGGGAGCUCGCCGUUCAUUCACCAUACUGAUAUGUGGGCCUGACCGCUGUAUGUCUGACAGCUUCAUCGGGUCUCCCUAAAAGGGAUACUAAAAGCAAGUACUUUCCAAUCAGUCUGAUUCGAUCGAAUCGUUGGACCAAGGUGUCCAGCGUGUGCAAUGUUUCGCGCGAGAACAGAGCAUUCGUAAGUUUCAAAAUGAUGUAGACGUCAAAUCCGAUCGGUAUUGCCGCUGUGGAGAAUCGAGCUCCCAUGCCAUUACAAUCGCUUGAUCAAUCCUUAGCAAUUGACAGGCCGUGGCCGAUUAGGCAUUGUUUUUAGACUGAUUAAAUAUGGUUAUACGUUGAUACAAAAACAUUUCAUCCUGAGCAUUCGCUUAACCUAUACGAGAGAACAAAACGUAUUGGCUCGCAAGCCUUGGGAUCAGUGAAAUGAAGGAACGCAAAUUUGUGUGAUCACGCAGCUCAGCAGAUUUAACAACAGUGGGACCGAUGUGAUGUGGAACGAUUGCAUUGCAAUCCACUUCAGUCAUUUGAAGUUUUCUUUCUAUAUAGGUUGUAUUUCAAGAGAGUGAAGCUCACUCUUACAUGCCUGUCCUUUUUUUCUUUAUGAACGUUACGUGCCGCCAGUGAAUUUUCGAAGCUCUGGUUUUCAGCUAGGUUGUGUUAUCAUUUUUUCCAUGCACAGAUGUGUGCGGUAAUAGCAAAGUAAUUCGGGAAUAUAUCCAAUAAACUGUUCAAAACUGUACCUUUGAACGUUAGCCACCAGAGUCAAGAUUGUUGCAGUGGCGAUUGCAACUGUCGCAGCUGCUGUUGCAGAUACGCUUUUGAAGCAGCUGCUACAUAGUCGCAACUUGAUCAACUAGUUGCAUGUGGACCUGCAACUUCGCAAUCGCAGCUGAAGGCCGUUAACGCCUCCAGAGUUGUGAGGACGAAUUGAGCAUCAUAGUGAAAGGGCCAGCACAGUGCUACGAAGAAGUGAAAGAUUUCUGUUAUCUCCUUUUUCCUCGUGUGUUCAUUCUCAUGUACGGGUGAAAAAAGAAUCAACACCACUACUGCAAAACUGUACAUAUGUUCGCGCUCACUUAAAACUAAUGCUUGAAUCGCUACUGUGAAGGGUUCGGAAGGUUGUUCUUGACCUUUCACGUGGCUCCCUCUUUUCUGAUGUGUACAUAAUCUAGCCACGACGUGUACAGAAAAAAAAAAUUCUAUAUGUGACAGAUGUUUGAGAGUAUUUUGCCCAAUUGAGGCCCUUCUGUCAGUCUUGCCUGCCUGCCAUGUUGCUUUAGCUGUGAGCGGCAUGUAGCGUGCUUUUUACCGUUGGCGCAUAGAAUAUGUCGCUUUGAUGAUGCAACGACCUGCGUUGUAACAGAUACGAGGGUGCAUUGCAAAGUGUGACAUCAGAUUUAGGCGUUUGCUUCAAGUGGUCGCACCAAUGGUGGUGUUAUUUUUCAGAGCGAUUGCACCUUUUCGUGUCUGGCUUGUUUAGUACGGACGCAAUUUGCCGUUACUCUUUGGCUUGCUGCCCUCGUAAGACGAUGGUUAUUGAUAACGUUCGUGGAGGCAGAGAGAAAUCUUACGCAACAAGGGUUCUUUGCGUCUACUGUUCUGUACAACAAAAAAAAAGAUUUCGGUGAUUUUGUAGGCUUUCCGGUGCACAGUGCGACUCAUUCUCACAAGAGACGCUAAGCAGAUAACGAUAUGAUAUUGUGUUCCACUGCUAUGACCACAGCAGCUUGCAACUCUGUGCAGAUAAAAAUCUUUUUCUAAUUCUCU